Messenger RNA from Girardinichthys multiradiatus, 3921 nucleotides. RefSeq names its product tetratricopeptide repeat domain 7B (gene ttc7b). The coding region runs from base 106 to 2994 and encodes 962 amino acids. Lineage: Eukaryota; Metazoa; Chordata; Actinopteri; Cyprinodontiformes; Goodeidae. The record is from RefSeq and is a predicted model, not a curated record. Gene Ontology annotation, cellular component: plasma membrane. The transcript has 23 exons. Gene Ontology annotation, biological process: phosphatidylinositol phosphate biosynthetic process; protein localization to plasma membrane. Gene Ontology annotation, molecular function: protein binding.
GUUGUGUCUCGGUGUUAGCUUGACGGUUGUUCCAGCUGGAGGAACAGAGAGAGGGAAUCUGUCGUUGUGUUUCUGGUCGAGUCCAGUUCCCCUCAGUCACGAAACAUGACGGCGAGGAAGUCUGGAUCACGACUGGAGACCGAGAUAGAGCGCUGUCGCUCGGAGGGUCAGUGGGACAAGAUACCGGAGCUGGUUCGGCAGCUGUCGGCGAAACUUAUAUCCAACGAUGACUUAGGUGAGUUGCUGUUGGGAGAAUCCAAGCUCCAGAUGUACUUGAAGGAAAAUCCCAUCAAACAGGGUUCGAGCCCCCGAGGCCCACGGCCCAAACUGGCGGAGGUGAGGAAGCACCUCACUGCUGCUCUGGACCGAGGAAACCUCAAGGCUGAUUACCUCCAGGAAGCCAGCCUACUGAUGGCCAAAAUCUGUUACAUAGAGGGCGAAUACAAAGAUGCUUUAGGUCACUACAGCCGGGUGAACCUGGAUGACAUGCAGCUGGUCGGAGCUCCUGUGUACAGGCUGUCCAUGAUAGCAGAGGCCUACGCCACCAAAGGCUUGUGUCUAGAGAAGAUCCCGGCUUCAUCUCCGUCUCUGUCAAACAAGAACUCCGGCUCUCCGUCGCCCAAUCGGAGCCCAGGAGAUCGGGAGCAGGAAAUCAUCACCUGCUAUGAAAAGACCGGAGACAUUGCUUUGCUCUACCUGCAGGAAGCGGAGAAGGCAUUAUCAGCAGGUAUUCAGAACCGCAGUCCAAAGCCAGGACCAACAGCUCAGGAUCUGGAACUGGGCUACUUCCUGGAGACAGGCCUGCAGAGGGCCCAUGUCAUCCACUUCAAGAACGGAAACCUGACCCAAGGUGUGGGCAGGUUCCGGCAGAUUCUUCGAGCUAUUGAAACCAGAACCACCCAGAAUCUUCGCAUGACGAUAGCCCGGCAGCUUGCAGAGAUCCUGCUCCGAGGAAUGUGUGAACAGAGCUACUGGUCUCCUCUGGAAGAUCCUCCAACAGUGUCACCUCUGGAUAAUCCUACAAAGCAAGGCCAUACCUACAGCAAGAACUACACCCUGAGCCGACGCCCACGAGUGUACUCGGGAGAAAAUCUGUUUUGUCCUCAGGAGAACACAGAGGAAGCUCUGCUGCUGCUGCUGAUCAGUGAGUCCAUGGCCAACCGGGACGCCGUCUUGAGCAGGAUCCCCGAGCACAACAACGAUCGGAUCAUCAGCCUACAGUCUGCCUCUGUGGUGUACGAUCUGCUGACCAUAGCUCUGGGCAGGAGGGGGCAGUAUGAGAUGCUGUCAGAGUGUUUGGAGAGAGCCAUGAAGUUCGCCUUCGAGGAGUUCCAUUUGUGGUACCAGCUCGCCUUGUCACUAAUGGCUGCGGGCAAAUCAGCUCGUGCUGUCAAGGUUCUUAAAGAGUGCAUCCGCCUGAAGCCUGAUGACCCCACCAUCCCACUGCUGGCUGUUAAACUGUGCAUUGGUCCUCUGCACUGGUUAGAUGAAGGGGAGAAGUUUGCAAAGAUGGUGAUUGAGAUGGGAGAGAAAGCAACUGAAUUCAGAGCCAAAGGCUACUUGGCCAUCGGUCUGGUUUACAGCCUCAAAGCCACUGAUGCAUCGCUGCGGAGCACACAGGAGGAGUACCAGAGGAAAGCCUUGGGGGCCUUUCAGAGAGCUCAGAGUCUGUCUCCCACUGACCAUCUGGCAGCUUUUUAUUUGGCGCUGCAGCUUGCCGUUUCCAGACAGAUCCCCGAGGCAUUAGGAUAUGUUCGACAGGCGCUGCAGCUCCAAGGAGAUGACGUCCACUCCCUCCACUUGCUGGCCCUGCUCCUCUCUGCCCAGAAACACUACCAUGAUGGUCUUAAUAUCAUAGAGAUGGCCCUGUCCGAGUACCCUGAGAACUUCAAUCUGCUGUAUACAAAGGUGAAGCUGGAGGCAAUGUGCAGAGGACCAGAAGAAGCUCUGCUCACCUGUAAACACAUGCUGCAGAUCUGGAAGAGCUUUUACAACCUCACUAAUCCCAGUGAUUCGGGGCGUGGCAGCAGCCUGUUGGACAGAGCCAUAGCAGACAGACGACAGCUCAACGCCAUGACGCUGCCUGACUUCAGUGACCCUGACACUGUCUCAGGUUCUUCCUCUUCCCUCUCUGGUUUUGAACCAGUCUCUCCCACCUCCCCAUCUACAAUGUCCACCCUCUCCUCCCCGCUGUCCUCCCCUUCGUCGCCUCUCUACAUUUUCCAACCUCCCCUCCUUCUCGCUCCAGCCAGAAACCAAUCCGGUCUCCCUCCUCUGCCUGCUCCUCCCCUCUCCCGUCCCCGUCCUCUUCCUCCACCCACCAAGAUCAGGAUUCACUCGUUUUGCAACCACGUCGUUCUCCGACAGCUUUCCAAUUGCGGCCCUCAGGACGUUAACACUCUUGGUUUUUCCUCCAUGUUUUCUGUUUGUUCGGUGCACGCUACGUCUAUAGCAGCCAGCCGGGUGGAGCAGGCUCUGUCGGAGGUGGCCUCUUCUCUGCAGAGCAGUGCUCCCAAACACGGACCCCUACACCCAUGGAUGACCCUGGCUCAGAUCUGGCUACAUGCAGCCGAGGUGUACAUCGGCAUGUCGAAACCUGCUGAGGCCACGGCUUGCACCCAAGAGGCUGCCAACCUCUUCCCCACCUCCCACAACGUGCUGUACAUGAGGGGGCAAAUAGCCGAGCUGAGGGGCAACAUUGAUGAAGCCAAACGAUGGUACGAAGAAGCCUUGUCCAUCAACCCGACGCAUGUCAAAACCAUGCAGAGACUGGGUCUGAUUCUGUACCAGCUGCAGCGCUACAGUCUAUCUGAGAAAGUCCUGAGGGAUGCUGUGCAGGUCAACAGCACGGCUCAUGACGUGUGGAACAGUCUGGGCGAGGUGUUGCAGGCGCAGGGGAACGCCGCUGCCGCCACCGAGUGCUUCCUCACUGCCUUGGAGCUGGAGGCCAGUAGCCCCAUCCUGCCAUUCACCAUCAUUCCCCGAGCGCUAUGAGACGCAACGCAAUCACAAACCAGGGAUUUCCAACCUGCUCCAUGAACAAACGACUGCAUGUAAACAGCUGUGCAGCCAUUUCUCACACCUUGUAUAUAAUGCAAAUAACAGUAUUUUCCUCUGCUGUGUGUGUGUUGGUCCUGAAACAUCUGUUGUUUCAAUCUGUGCAUUCACCUCUGUGUAUGCGUGCCAACACGUUUCCUGCAUCUUGUCCAUGCGCCUUUGUUGUAAAUACAAUGUUUGCAUUCAAAAGCCUAAGAUUUUGUUUACACUUUAUUUAGUCCAAAGAAACACACAGGUUUGUUCAAAAUCAGAUUAAUGCCAGGAAGAUAGUUUUAUUUAUGUUUGCUUUAAGAGCCAAACGUGUUGCUAAAACAACACAUUCACCUGUUGCUGUUAAACCAGAGCGGAUUUUUGUUACCGUACGGCUGGAUAAUCCACUGGAGACAUGAUCAUAAGAUCAAUCAGUCAAUAAAUGCCAAAAAACAUGGAUGAAUUCACACAGAGAAUCGGAUGUUUUAUUUCUUUGUGGCAAUUUUAUCAAAAUGAAGCAUGCUUUGUUAUUUAGUUUACAGAUUAUCCUCAUAUGCACAGAAAGGAACUGUUACUGAUAAACAGAAAGGUUUUUACAGGAAUCUGUUACAGAAAUCCGGUUUUCUGUGUAAAUGCAUCCACCUUGUUUGUGUCUUCACAUCCUGUCAUCCUGCCGGGUUAUUUUUAUUUUUUUAGAUUGUUGUGAUUAUAAAUACAAAUACAAAGAGUGAUUGCUGUAUAUUGGAUCGACCCUCGUGUUUUACUAUAUCAGAGAGUAAAUUAUGAUUAUGCACAGUGAGAAGAUGAACGGGUUCAGUUUAAUUAGUCAUUGAGUAGUUUUUGCUGUAAAUCAGUGACUGAAAUUAUAAUAAUAAAUAUCCUCAGUAAACAAAG